GUUUGGUUUCCGCGCCACGCCGAGUCAACAUGGAAACAACAAGCAGCGACAGUAAGGUAGACGAACGGCUGAUAGAUGAGGAGAUGGAAGAGGACCGGUCAAUGUUAAGAUCCGACAGUGGAAGUGGAGAUGAUUCCUUGGAUGGCCUCUCAAACCGUGUCACCCGCUGCCCUUUGACCCCGUCUUUAUCUCCACGGAAACGGACCACGAGCCAGUCGAAGACGGAACCUCCGCUGCUGAGGACCAACAAGCGGACCAUCUACAUCGCUGGCAGACCGCCGUGGUACAACGUCACCGGGACCACCUUCAAAGAGGCCUUUGUCAUAGGUCUGUGUGGAGGAAGUGCUUCUGGUAAAACCACAGUAGCCAAUAAGAUCAUUGAAGCUCUGGACGUUCCCUGGGUGGUUCUGCUCUCGAUGGACUCCUUCUACAAGGUGUUAAACAAAGAGGAGCAGGAGUUGGCAGCUAAAAACGAGUAUAACUUUGACCACCCCGAUGCCUUCGACUUCGAGCUGCUGGUCACCGUCCUCAGGAAGCUGAAGAAAGGGAAAAGCAUCAAAGUGCCGGUGUACGACUUCACCUCUCACAGCAGACGCAAAGAAUGGAAAACAGUGUAUGGGGCCAAUGUCGUCAUCUUUGAGGGAAUCCUGGCCUUCGCCAACAAGGAGCUUCUGAAGCUUCUGGACAUGAAGGUGUUUGUGGACACGGACUCUGACAUCCGCCUGAUACGGAGGCUGAAGAGGGACAUUUCACAGCGUGGGCGGGACAUCAGCGGCAUUAUCAAGCAAUACAAUAAGUUUGUAAAGCCAGCGUUCGAACAGUACAUCGAGCCCACAGUGCAGGUGGCUGACAUUGUGGUGCCCAGAGGGGGAGAGAACUUUGUUGCGCUGGAUUUGAUUGUUCAGCACGUUCACAGUCAGCUGGAGAAGAGGAAGCUCCGCUGGGAUAUGUCAGCUCUGGCCUCGGCUCAUCAGGGUCAACCGUUACCCAAAACCCUCAGCGUGAUGGAGAGCACACCGCAGGUCCGCGGCAUGCACACCAUCAUCAGGAACAAGGAGACUAACCGAGACGAGUUUAUCUUCUACUCUAAGAGAUUAAUGAGGCUCCUGAUCGAACAUGCUCUCUCCUUCCUCCCUCUCAAGCCUGUAUCCGUGGAGACGCCUCAGGGCGGCGUCUAUGAAGGCAAGAGGCUGAGCGGGAAACGAAUCACAGGUGUGUCGAUCCUGAGAGCAGGAGAGACCAUGGAGCAGGCUCUGAUGGCCGUGUGUAAAGACAUCAGACUGGGAAAGAUCCUCAUCCAGACCAACCACGACACCGGAGAACCAGAGCUUCAUUACCUUCGGUUGCCCAAAGACAUCAGUGAGGACUACGUCAUCCUGAUGGACAGCACCGUCUCCACCGGAGCUGCUGCUCUCAUGGCUGUCAGAGUGCUGCUGGACCAUGACGUAGCGGAGGAUAAGAUCUUCCUGUUGUCGCUGCUCAUGGCAGAGAUGGGCGUGCACUCAGUAGCCUAUGCGUUCCCUAAAGUCCGCAUCAUCACAACAGCGGUGGACAAGGAGGUCAACGACCAGUUCCACAUCAUACCAGGCAUCGGUAAUUUUGGAGAUCGUUACUUUGGCACCGAUGCUCCGUCAGACUGGUGCGAAAGCGAUGAAGGGAUGGACUUCUGAAGAGAGGAGCGAUCGGGGACACGGAGGGUCGUUAGAAAAAGCACUUAUCUGGUAACCCUCCUUCAUCCCUCACUGCUCUGGAUCCGCCCGACGCCCGCCUGACCGCUGUGGUGAUGCUGUAUGAACUGCUUCCUGUUCAGAGAGUUCAGUGUCAGGUCAGUGAGGGGCCUUAGUGAAGAAUUCCAUUUGUGCCGCUCUGCAUUCAUGUUUACAGCUAAAGUUUCAAGGGGUCAAAGUUCAAAGUGUUACCUCAUUUGCAGGAUGCUGGAUAUUUAUUGGCUUUUAUCGCUAUCUGUUCACACACACACACACACACUGAUCUCUGAUCAGCUUUCAGAGUUGUAAUUAAUUCCACUGCAGGCUCAGAAGUCUGAUGAAAAAUGUCUGAUUAUAAUGUUAAUGAUGUUGUCAGUAAUGUGUUUUUGUUGCUAAAGCUGCAGCUGUGAAGCUUCGGAGUCAAUGUCGACACGUUUGAAUGAGCGUACCGAAGCCUUAAAAUCUUUUUCUUCUUUAUCCUUCCUAAGCCAGAUGUUGUAAAUAUAUCAGUGUUGGAAAAAACUCAGCUGGGAAGAAUUAACUAGAGCAAUGCUCAGUUUUUAUCAAUAGGUUUAACAGCAAAACGAUGUACUUCAAAGUUUUCAAUGGAUCAAUCUGCUACAUGUCCAAUCACUAAUGAUCUAAUUUUGCACAAAGACAUGACCUCACUUUUCUUUUAAGACGAGUCUCUAUCAUAAAGCUUGAUGUGAGGACUGCUGUUCUAAAGGACAUUUACAGAGUUUAAUGUAAUAUAUCGUCUCUAAUAAAUAGUGUAGUAAAGUUUUCUUUUCUUUUGCUCAGCUUAAAGCUUUUGGUAAGAAUUAUCAGUGUGUUACGGCUGACGUGGCUGCUGCUGCUGCUGCUGCUGCUGCUGCUGCUGCUGCUGCCGCCG
Molecule: messenger RNA, 2598 nt
Organism: Seriola aureovittata
Lineage: Eukaryota; Metazoa; Chordata; Actinopteri; Carangiformes; Carangidae
Product: uridine-cytidine kinase-like 1
Exons: 15
Coding region: 30-1670 (546 amino acids)
Cellular component (GO): cytoplasm
Molecular function (GO): ATP binding; kinase activity
Source: RefSeq, a predicted model, not a curated record